Molecule: messenger RNA, 1279 nt
Organism: Pimephales promelas (fathead minnow)
Lineage: Eukaryota; Metazoa; Chordata; Actinopteri; Cypriniformes; Leuciscidae
Source: RefSeq, a predicted model, not a curated record
CUCUGCCUCCCUCUCCUGGUCAGACUCGUUAUUACAUCCUCUAACACUUCCACUUUCACAUUCAAGGCUUUUAUUGCUGACUGAGAAGUCUCACAAGUUUUUUAGGUGAAAAAAUACGGUAAGUUGUUGAGUAAGGGCAGUUCAAUGACAGAUCUGAGGCCUCAACCUUCAGCGCUUUGUUUCUGGUUUAGUGUUGCCUAAGUUUGACGUGAUCGUAAUGGGACUGAAAGUUGAGUCUUGUGCCAAAUGUACAUAUGGCCAACCUGUACCUGGUCAAGCCUCAGUGGAAGUGUGCCGUGAACCCUUUUCCAUCCAGUCUGCUUCAUCAUGACCGGACAGUGCCUGACUCAAACCGCAGAUGAAUGCCACGGGCUGUGCCUCUCUUACUGUUGAUACAUCAGUGCUUUUCAACACCAAAUUUGAAGACCAAAUGCAAGACUCAUUUCUUGUAAAUGUGAAUGUUACUGAGGAGGGAACAGAUGUAAUGGUGUCAAAAUCUGCAAUGGUGUCCAUUACGUUUGUAGUCGGCAAAGUCACCUUUGUGGACCUCCUGGUUCCUUAUUUUGAACCUGGAUCAAUGCUUAAUGGAAAGACAAGCAAAAUGUCAUCCCUUAUCGCAGAAGCCUUCAAAUUGGUUCCCUUUCCUAACCUUGAUCAUUCCUAACAGAUAUCUGUGACUCGUUUUGAUAAGACUCCAAUUGCAAACAAAGCUGUAUAUCUCUUGGAGGGGAGCAGUUUGUUGGAGAGGCUGGUAGCUACAGCACUGACAUGAUCUAUAUGGUCUUAUCCAAAGGAGUGAUUGUCCUCCAUGGAUUUCAGACGGUUAAAGCAAAGGCUGGUGAUUCGGUCGCAAGCGGCUCCGUGACGUUCCAGUUGUCCGUCAGUGUCGAUAUGGCUCCAGCAGUGCAGAUUCAGGUCCACAGCAGCGUUCCUCCCAGUGAGAAUGUAGUUGCUGCUAGUGUGCCGUUUGACACCGAUAUGUGUUUCCAGAACCAGGUGUCUCUGCAGUUUUCUCCAGGGAAACGUUCGGAUGGAUCUCUGUUGCCUCAGUGCUGUAGAUCAGAGCCUACGGAUCAUGGUGCCAGGGAGACAUCUGAAAGGCUGUUACUGAAUGUGAACUUUUAUUCGACGGUCGGAAGGAAGGAUGGGCGGAAGUAAGUCCGUCCGGAGACCCAGCCCAGUUUGUUUUCUUCUACAAACAAACUUGCAUUAUUUUCAUGUUAUCACUGUGAAGCUGCUUUGAUACAAUCUGUAUUGUAAAUGGCGCAGUAUAAAUAAA